ACUUUUUCUAGUUGCAGUAAAGGCGGCGUCUGCCUCAGUUCUUUAACUGGUCUCGUGCCCACAGUCUUUCUACCAUGGAUUUCGUUGUUUGGACACUGGUUUUCUUCCAAUCAAUGACGGCCGUUUCGUCGCAGGGAUUUUCGGCAAUGGAACCACUCAUUAGUCCAGCUGGAAGCGGUAACGGAAUCCACAGCGUAGCCAACUCAAAUCCCAGUCUAAAUGCACGCCCCAAUGGCGCCGGAGGAGCUCCGAACAAUCCUGCCAUGGAAACCGUUCAAAACCCUAAUCGUUUUGGCAUGGCUCCAUUUUUAGGCCAACAGGGUGGACCUGGAACAGACUUUAACCGACCCUCGAAUAUCGGUAAUCCGGAUCCCAAUACUCUGAUAAAUAGGAGGGCAAGGCCACAGCAGCCGCCCAUGGUCGUAAAACUACCACACAUGUGUCACACAACGAGUUGGAGUACCGAUACGAUGGUUGUUAUGCCAAUGCCUAUGUCAAGGAUGAAGACUGCUGUUGGGACAUUGCCACUGAGAGGAGGAGUGGUGAUGCAACAAGGCAGGGGAAGAAUUCCUUUCUCUAUGGGACAGAUAAUGGUAAUGAAAAUGAGAAAUCAAAUGAUGUCUAUGGCAAGGCAAGGUUCAGCGGCAAUGUCAGAAAAACCAAUGCAUGCCAUGGGAGAAAAUAACAUGGUUGCAAUGGCUAAACCCGUAAUGAAUGGCGCCAUGGCUGGGAGCAUGAUGAAUGGAAUGGGUACCGUGCCACAACCUGAACCAAUGAUGGCAACACCUGAACAAAAUAUGAUUGGUGUAGGUGCUAUGCCACAACCUCAACCAAACAUUAUGAGUGGUAUGGCACCAAUGCCAGAACCAAACAUGAUGAAUGGAAUUACACCCAUGAAUAAAUUAAAUAUGAUGAACGGCAUGAACUCUAUGCAACAACCACAACCAAACAUGAUGGCACCGAUGCCAGAGCCAAACAUGAUGAAUGGAAUGGCAUCCAUAAAUGGACAAACUAUGAUGAAUGGAAUAAUUCCACAAACUACACAAAACAAAAUGAAUGCAAUACCACCGAUGUCUGAUCCGGUAAACGGGAUGGGCGCUUUGUCACAACCUGAACCUCAUAUGAUGAAUGUCAUGAGCUCUGCUUCGUCAUCAGGGACAAAUAUAAUGGGCAAUAAUGGAUUAAUGUCAAUAAUGUCUAUGACACAAAAUGGGGUACCUUCACAACCAAAGAAUCAGCAGCAAGUCGUUUGGGCGGUACCGUCUGCUAAUGUUAUGGUAGCAAUGUCUUAUCCAACGCCAAAUGGAGCCACAAAUGUGCAGCGAGUGGCUAUAUACUGAUCUGAAAGAUAACAGAAAAAAAAUCCCAUAUUUGUCUUCCUGUUUUAAUAUAAGAUUCCGUUUGCCGAAGGCACGUUUUGUAAAUUUCAUUGUGAUAUAUGUAUAUUUAUUUGAAUGGCUAUUGAAAUAGAUGAAGGGGAAGUUAAUUGUU
Molecule: messenger RNA, 1491 nt
Organism: Saccostrea echinata
Lineage: Eukaryota; Metazoa; Mollusca; Bivalvia; Ostreida; Ostreidae
Exons: 2
Coding region: 75-1340 (421 amino acids)
Source: RefSeq, a predicted model, not a curated record